Messenger RNA from Wyeomyia smithii (pitcher-plant mosquito), 2251 nucleotides. RefSeq lists its product as uncharacterized. Gene Ontology annotation, biological process: SCF-dependent proteasomal ubiquitin-dependent protein catabolic process. Gene Ontology annotation, molecular function: protein binding. Gene Ontology annotation, cellular component: SCF ubiquitin ligase complex. The transcript has 6 exons. Bases 126 to 1598 code for a protein of 490 amino acids. The record is from RefSeq and is a predicted model, not a curated record. Lineage: Eukaryota; Metazoa; Arthropoda; Insecta; Diptera; Culicidae.
AUGACAUUUCCAUUUACGUGAUAUGGUUGUUUUGGUUUCAAACCACUCAACUUUAUUAUUGAUUAUCUAUUCACGAAAGAACAAACUCGAAAACAGUGAACUGCUUUAAAUUGAUCACGAUUUUGAUGGAAGAAGUACAUAUCUAUGAUCUACCAGAGGAGAUACUGCCGUAUAUAUUCGAUCAUUUGCCACUACAGGACUUGAAGAAUGUUUCGCUGGUGUGCAGGCUAUGGAGUCAAAUUGCCUUUUCAGGACGAUUUCUGAAUCGAGUAAUGCUUAGAUUAGACUUUCGCGAUGGUAUUCAAAAUCUGUACGAACGGUACCUAUUGCACAGUGAUCGAGCAUAUCGUCAUGUGGGCUUCUAUUACCGGAGUGAUCAACUGGAUCUCGAUAUGCUACUGGCAGUACUAGAAAAACUAGAAGAUUCAAUUAUAACACUUAAAAUAUGUCCAAACUAUUUUAUCAUGCUUCCUGAUCUGCGACAAAUACUGAUGCAGGUGCCCAAUUUGGAAAGUCUCUUCAUCGUGUCCCGAAUAUGCCCCGACUUGAGCAAAAGAGAUGCCGGAAUGUCAUUUCCAGUUAUGAGAAAAUUAAAACACCUUUAUCUGGAGAACGACGGCGGUUUGCAACUAGACGAAAUUGAUUUUCGUACCAUGACUCCGAACAUUAUCAGUUUAGACAUGGACUGUGAUUCGGAACGGGCGCUGACCGUGUACGAUCAUUUUAGUUCUCAGCUGCGUGAAUUAGCUGUAUUUUUCAAACGUGAUGACUACUUUCUGCCCUUCUGUGAGCUACGAUUUUCAGAGCUAGAGGUGCUUGAUUUCUACAGUGACGACCAACAGUUUGAUAUUCCCCAAUCGGUGCAGAUGGUGUGCCAAUUUUUCCAGCGUAUGCCAAAAUUGCAAAAAAUAACGCUGCGAUGCAACAUCAAUGAGAAAGUACUUAUGACUAUUACAGAAAGUUGUCCAGAGUUGAAUACGCUUUACUUGAAGGGCGACAACUUGGGGGAAAAAUCUUUUUCUCAUCUAGGGCAAUUAAAGAAAUUGAAGAGUUUGAAAAUCGAGGGUUGGAUUCGGUGCAACAUUUUGCAAGGCUGCAAACCAAUACCGUCUUUAGAUCGGAUGUAUCUGCACUCAGUGUUAGUAGACGAUACACAAGGUUUUUUCCGGUUACUAAAAGAUAUAGCCCCUAACUUACGUACGCUGGAAGCUAUCGAAUCAGACAUUGACGAUGAUUGUCUGAAAUAUAUUAGCUGUAAUAUUGCAUCUUUACGAUGUUUAGUGUUGGAGUUUUGUCCAAACCUCACUGAAGAAGCCUUCAGUUUUCUCGACCGUCUCAAACAACUGCACGAGCUCAAGUUAGGAUAUCUCGAUGUUCCUCAAAACUUGUUCGAGCUGAUGCCACCAAAUUCUGUCCGUCAUUUUUCUCUGUACCGCUGUGAUAAACUAGACAAUGCGGCACUUCCAGUGAUAGCGGAUAAAUUUCCCAAUCUGUGCUACAUGGAAAUCGCAAGCUGCCACAAAAUCACUUUGGAAGGGGUCGAAACGAUGAGGGCUUUAAUGCCGAAUGCAGAAAUCGAAAGUUUUUUGCUUUUCUAGCUAAACGGUAAAACCACCAGAUUCUACACUGUCUUUUUUGAGCGGUUUCAAAACAUGCGGGAACGUUCACACGAGGAGAUGUAGCUGAAAAAAGCACGAAGGGAUCACUAGCGACCAUAUUGUGGGUUACGAGGUAUAACUAGAUGUAGUAUUAGCCACAUAUGCCACGAGAAAAAUAAAUUGAUGGAUGCAUGAAUGGAUGGAUGUUAUUACUUUGUAUUGCAUAACCAUCGGUCGGGUUAUCUGGAAUGACUUCAUCAGAAGAUUGAUAAAGAAUCAAUAAUCAAAGUAAUAGAAAAUAAUUCGAAUCAUAGACCUAUUAAUAGAGCAGGCAGUUUCACAUUUACAAAAUAUGAGUUCUAACCAUCCAAAGUAUAGUAGCACACUGUAUUGAAUCCAUGGUUUUGGAGUAAUUAGAGCAAUUUAGCUGAAAAUUUUAGAAUUAUCUUGUUAUUUCUCAUCAUUAUGGCAGCCCAUUAAUACUACACAAAUCAUUAAGAACGAGAUCAAUCUUUUUUUUUUGGUCUUCUUUUUCAUUGUUACAGAAUGAAAUAUGAAAAUGAGAAUCCGCCACUCUGUACUGUUACAGUGAUACCAAAAAUUAUUGGUUAUAGGCACAAAAGCUUGAAAUAUAAGAAGUAAUGUUUUAUUCA